Molecule: messenger RNA, 756 nt
Organism: Lactuca virosa
Lineage: Eukaryota; Viridiplantae; Streptophyta; Magnoliopsida; Asterales; Asteraceae
Source: the annotation of a GenBank genome assembly
AUGUCGUUUCUUCCAAAGUUUGCAUCCCUACUCCACCGAUUACGUAGAGAUAUAAAAUGGGGGGAGUUAAUAGGAUAUAGCCCAGAAAUACCUAUAUCCUUCCCAAAUAUACCAAACCAGCGUGUUGCAAGGUCGCUUGAAGUUACCCACCCCACACGUCUCGAAGUUGCUCUUUUACAUACCAAACUGGCAUGGAAAACUGAAAAGAAAGGAAAGAACGAAGAGAAGGUGCUUCGUUUUGAAAAUGUGGUGUUGAAGGAGAGGGUGUCUGAGUGUGAAGGUGAUGUGUUGUUUCUUAAAACUGUUGUAGCAGAGAAGAGAACAUUGGAGGAUUAUGUAUCAAGCCUUGAACGGGAUAAGAUUUCCUUAGGGGCUACAAUUAGUCAAUUGAAGCAAGAGAAUGAGGGAUUAAGUAUCCAAUUGGAAAUCUUGGAGAGGGAUCUAUUGGUGAAGGAAAAGAUCAUGGAGGAGUGUUCGACGGUGAGUCCAGAGUUCGGUUAUGGGGUGGAUAAGUUCCAAGAUGCAUGUGUAGCUGCUGGUAAGGCAUUGGGAAUGCAAGAGGAAAAGGAAUUGGUUUGUGCUAGUUGUCAGUUAAAGGGUAUGAUAGAUGAUGUUGUUGAUUAUCAAUCGGCCGCUGAGGAGGUGUUGGAUGCUUUCGAUUCUUUUGCUUAUAUGUCUGUUUUGGAAUUGGACAAAUUGGAUGCAGGGAAGCUAAGGCAGAUGGUGCAGUCUCGUGUUGGGACCGGUUCUUCUUAA